This is a messenger RNA of Moneuplotes crassus, 1428 nucleotides long. NCBI's taxonomy places the organism in Eukaryota, Ciliophora, Spirotrichea, Euplotida, Euplotidae. The record is from the annotation of a GenBank genome assembly.
UUUUGAACAUUUUAUUCCCUUCUUGGCAAAUUUUCAAGGUUUGUUGCUAUGAAAUUAAGGUGAAAAUUUUGCAAAAUAAACCUGAUUUUCUUAUCCAUUUCUUUAGAGGACAAACCUUCAUUGGAUGGCUCUAAUGAUGUCAGCUCUCCGACUUGGAACUUUAAUCGCAAGAUCUUGAACACUAGUAUUGAACCUCAGAUAAAACAGGCAACUUCGUAUUACAAAAAGGUCUGACAAAAUAAUUUUAAUGACUCUUGUUUGUACUCGUCUAAAGAGAAAAUGUCAAGCGUCAAUGAUGGAAGCCGGAAGAUGUUCAAUAAGUAUUCCUCAGAGGAGAAAUUUUCAAACUUUUCUAAAAUAAAGUAUUCCAAGAAGAACAGGAAGAAAAGAAAUGUAAAAAUAAUAGAUGAAGGUAACUCUGUUGACAAGAUGGACUAUUUUUACGGUCCAUAUCGAAAAGACUUUCUUUCAAAAUCUGUAAGUCUUCAUUUUUCUAAUAUUUUUUUCAAAUUUUUGGAGAGAUGAAAAUCUAAUGAAUUUAGAAAGACUGACAUAUGAAUUUUGAAGAUACCAUUACUCAAGAAAGUAAAAGAAUCAAAUCCUCAUUGGCAAUCGAUCGCAGAAUGAAUUUUUGGCAAGGAUAAAGACUCUAAGGAGUCCUUUACUAAAGUAAUCAAGAAAUAUACUUCAAGUGUAAAAAGAGAACUUCCAAAUGAACCUGAUUGAGUGAUAUCACCCUUAGAAAGCACCAUUCUCAGAAUAAAAUAAAAAGAUAGGAAAGCAAGAAAAGAGGAAAGUUCAGACAUUUAUGAUAAAGGAGUCAUAUGAAGAGACGGCUAAAAGUUACAAGUUUAUUGGUUCCAAAUAAGAACUUGAAAAAGAUACAGAACAAUCCAAUCUUCUCCUCAACUGUUGAUAAGAUUAAUAAAUUCUUCCCAGCUAAUGCAGCUAGUUGUGGUAAAAGAGGAGAUGGUGAGUUCUUUCAAAUGAGUAAAGAAGAAGACUCAAAUAUCUCAAGAGCUGAUAAAGACAACAAAGAGAGAUUAAAUAAAAGGUUUGAUUUCAGGCCAAUAAAUGAAGGGAGAGACGACCUAGAGAAAGAAAUUGUUGAUAAUGAUGAGGCAAAUUUAAAGCUAAUCCUUUAGUGAAUUAUUAAAAUCCAAGAAGAAACUGAAUCAAAAAGCUCAAUAUCAGAAAUUGUAUGAAAUUUUACAUAAUUAAUUAGACACAGACCAUUACUUCUUCUAACUCUGAUGGUUCAUCUGGAUCCGAGACUUCUUCUAAAGGUAAACUUUUAUUUAAAUUUAAAGUCUCGGUCAAUGAAGAAUUCAGACAGAACUUGAUUAAUAGUGGAGCUAUCAGAGUUUAUACAGAAAAUAGAGCUAUUAAUUUGGAAGAAAAUAAAACCAUCACAGAAGAUACUCAUGA